AGUGUGUCUGUGUCCGCUUCAAACCCCUAUUCCACGGGGAGAGGGUAAGAGAGAGAGAGAGGGACCAAGAGCGAGACUGUGAGUGAGUGAGUGAGUGUGUGUGUGUGUGUCAGCGAGAGAGAGAGAGAGAGAGAGAGAGAGAGAGAGAGAGCUGGAGCUGGAGCUGGGAAGAAGAGCAACGGCAGAAAACGAGGAGAGAGAGAGAGAGAAAACGGGACAAGGACACAAAUGGCACUCAUGGCAGGGGUUUUGUUCACGGUCAGCUUUCUUGUUUCUGGGAUCUCUACAUUUGUUUCCUCGGCUCGGAUUUAUCCUCCUAAUGAAGUCACGUUACUGGACUCCAGAGCUGUACAGGGGGAGCUGGGAUGGGUCGCCAACCCAACAGAAGGAGGGUGGGAGGAGGUGAGCAUUAUGGACGAGAAGAACAUUCCCAUCCGGACGUACCAGGUGUGUAACGUCAUGGAGCCAAACCAGAACAACUGGCUCCGCACUGAUUGGAUCCCCCGCGGCGGCGCUCAGCGCGUCUACAUCGAGAUCAAGUUCACCCUGCGAGACUGCAACAGUCUGCCGGGAGUCAUGGGAACCUGCAAGGAGACCUUCAACCUUUACUACUAUGAGUCCAACAACGACAAAGAGCGCUACAUCCGCGAGAACCAGUUCGGAAAGAUCGACACCAUCGCCGCGGAUGAGAGCUUCACCCAGGUGGACAUCGGCGACCGCAUCAUGAAGCUGAACACGGAGGUGCGCGACGUUGGCGCUCUGACCAGGAAGGGCUUCUAUUUAGCCUUCCAGGACGUGGGAGCGUGCAUCGCGCUCGUGUCCGUCAGGGUCUUCUACAAGAAAUGUCCGUUAGCGGUGCGUAACCUGGCCCAGUUCCCCGACACCAUCACAGGAGCAGACACCUCCUCGCUGGUGGAAGUGCGUGGCUCAUGCGUGGAUAAUUCAGAGGAGAAGGAGGUUCCUAAGAUGUACUGUGGGGCUGAUGGAGAGUGGCUGGUCCCCAUCGGGAACUGUCUGUGCAACCCUGGACAUGAGGAGCGCAAUGCAGAAUGCCAAGCCUGUAAGAUUGGAUACUUCCGGGCUCUGGCCAGUGACGGCUCGUGCUCCAAGUGUCCGCUCCACAGUUACUCCGUGAGAGAAGGAUCCACCUCCUGUGUUUGCGACAAGGGAUACUUCCGCUCGGAGACGGACCCGGCAUCCAUGCCCUGCACCCGUCCUCCAUCUGCGCCCAUCCAUCUCAUCUCCAAUGUGAACGAGACUUCUGUAAAUCUGGAGUGGAGCCCGCCCCGGAGCUCGGGAGGACGCCAGGACCUGACAUACAAUGUGGUCUGCAAGCGCUGCGGUCCUGACGGCCGGCGCUGUCAGCCCUGCGGCAACGGCAUCCACUUCAGCCCCCAGCAGCUGAGCCUGAAGGGAACCAGGGUGUCCAUCAACGAGCUGCAAGCCCACACCAACUACACCUUUGAGGUGUGGGCGGUGAACGGAGUCUCGCCUCAGAGUCCCGGGCCGGAGCAGGCUGUGUCGGUGACCGUCACCACCAACCAGGCUGCUCCAUCUCCAGUGACUUCCAUCCAGGCAAAGGACAUCACAAGACACACCAUCUCACUGGCCUGGCAUCCACCAGACAGAGCCAAUGGGGUGAUCUUAGAGUAUGAAGUCAAGUACUAUGAGAAGGAUCAAAAUGAAAGAAGCUACCGGAUCAUAAAAACAUCAUCGAGGAACACUGAAAUCAAGGGCCUCACCCCUCUCACCUCCUAUGUGUUCCAUGUGCGGGCUCGCACCGCAGCAGGCUACGGGGAAUUCAGCGGUCCAUUUGAGUUCAUGACCAACUCUGUUCCAGCUCCUAUCAUUGGUGACGGGGCCAACUCCACAGUGCUGCUGGUGUCAGUGGUGGGCAGUGUCGUCCUCCUCAUCAUCCUCAUCAGUGCUUUCGUCAUCAGCCGAAGAAGGAGUAAGUACAGCAAGGCCAAGCAGGACUCUGACGAAGAGAAGCACUUACACCAAGGAGUGAGGAUAUACGUCGAUCCCUUUACCUACGAAGACCCGAACCAAGCUGUCCGAGAGUUCGCCAAAGAGAUCGACGCCUCCUGUAUUAAGAUUGAGAAAGUCAUCGGCAUUGGGGAGUUUGGCGAGGUGUGCAGCGGCCGCCUCAAGAUGCCGGGCAAAAGAGAGAUCUGUGUGGCCAUCAAGACUCUGAAGGCAGGAUACACAGACAAGCAGAGGAGGGACUUCCUGUCCGAGGCCAGCAUCAUGGGCCAGUUCGACCACCCAAACAUCAUUCACCUGGAGGGCGUGGUCACCAAAUGUAAGCCAGUGAUGAUAAUCACAGAGUACAUGGAAAAUGGAUCGCUGGACGCAUUCCUGAGGAAAAACGACGGCCGCUUCACGGUCAUCCAGCUGGUCGGUAUCCUGCGCGGCAUCGCGUCGGGCAUGAAGUACCUCUCAGACAUGAGCUACGUUCACAGGGACCUCGCGGCGCGCAACAUCCUCGUCAACAGCAACCUGGUGUGCAAAGUGUCCGACUUUGGGAUGUCCAGAGUUCUGGAGGACGACCCCGAGGCUGCGUACACCACCAGGGGAGGGAAGAUCCCGAUCCGCUGGACGGCCCCUGAGGCCAUCGCUUACAGGAAGUUCACCUCGGCCAGCGACGUGUGGAGCUACGGCAUCGUCAUGUGGGAGGUGAUGUCAUACGGCGAGCGACCAUACUGGGACAUGAGCAACCAGGACGUCAUCAAGGCUAUCGAUGAGGGCUAUCGGCUGCCGCCGCCCAUGGACUGCCCCGUGGCGCUGCACCAGCUCAUGCUGGACUGCUGGCAGAGAGAGAGAGCCGACCGGCCCAAGUUUGGCCAAAUCGUCAACAUGCUGGACAAGCUCAUCCGGAACCCCAACACUCUGAAGAGGACCGGAGGAGACGCUGCUGUCAGGCCCAACACCACCCUGCUGGAGCCCGGCAGCCCAGAGGCGUCCUCGGCCGUGGCCACAGUGGAGGACUGGCUGCAGGCCAUCGGCAUGGAGAGAUACAUGGACAACUUCACAGCUGCAGGAUACACCACUCCAGAGGCCGUGGUCCACAUGACACAAGAGGACAUGGCUCGCAUCGGCAUCUCCUCGGCAGCCCACCAGAACAAGAUCCUGACCAGUGUCCAGGGAAUGCUGUCCCAAAUGCAACAGAUGCAAGGCAGAAUGGUUCCUGUCUGACCCGAAGGUCCGAAACAACGGCGAAACGGAAGCGACUUUGUUUCUUAUGGGGGGGAAAUAAAUCAAUAAAUAACAAAAAAGAAGAAAUGUAGAAAAAAAAGAGACAAACAAACUAUGAAGAAAUAGUUUACCUCAUCCGUGCACUUUAAAUUGGAUCGAAAUAAAAGAGAAUGAAUUGAUGAAGAUGAAAAAAAAGUGGAGAAAAUUGCACUUUUUUUUGAAUCUGCCCUUUUUUUCUUGUGGUUUUGGAGAGUGGGCACUUCUGUCUGCAGCGUUUAUGGAUAGAUGAAGGGAUGGAUGGAAAAGUGCUUCCGAAAGGCCGAUCUGGAGUGCCUUUAAGGGUCUGGAAGGAAAAGCAAGGAGGAGGGGAACCACACCUUUCUUCCUCAUCACGGGCAGAAUGUUGUUUCUGGAACUUUCUUUCUGGAAUAAUCCGCAGAGCAGAUUUUCUUCCUUUCUUUCCUUCUUUUUUUUUAUAUCCUGUGACUGUGUUUAUUGUACAUUAAAUGUGUUGCCGUGGAACUCGCCAGCUGCCACAGACGCCUCUGUGUGCUCUGUAUCUCACAAACACCAUAGAACCGCGACGUCUCUGAGAGGUGGACGGUUUAUUCCCCGGGGAGACGCGGUGCAGGAGGGGGCUCAAUCUGAGGCGCUCGUUGUUUUUUUGUUCCUCAGUUGUGGCCUCAGGACUUUACUGAGAAUGUUUUUGAUCUUCCAGAGGAGACUUCUCACUCCCCCCGCCCCCCGCCCCCUGCCCCCUCCCCCCCCCCCCCCCCCCCACACACACACACACCUCAGAUAAACAUACAAUUUGGAUUCUUCCACUCAUCUUGUCAUGGGAAUGGACGCUGUGCUACUGCGGGACGUAGCGUCUCGUCCUCACCACUGUUGAUGGACAGCUGUUUGGACCAGUUGAGACGCCUUUUUAUGGACUGGACGCCAGAAUGAAGGAAUUUACUGGCAGGAUUUACAAGGACAAAACUGUCCAACAAAAGACAACAUGGAUGCUGAGUCCAUCAGAAUCAUCAGUGUUGCCAUCGCCAAGAAAAUACAGCCAACUUUACUCACGCCAUCAUUAAGCUGCUGCCGUCCAUCUAAAACAGGAUCCCAGGCUCGACGAGAACUCUUCCUCUUUUGUCUUCCUCCUCCUCCUCCCCAGCUCUCCUCUCCUCCGACACAGAGAUGACAAACCCGUGGUGUCAGCUUGACAAACCGGCCACCCGUCUGUUUUGUGCUGGAAUAACUCACAGCGUGAAAAACCAGAGACAAUGACAAGAAUGUAAUAUAAUAGAGAAGCCCUGCUCCAGCAGAUAAUGUGCUUUUAUUUUGAAAGUUUCAUUUUAUUUUGUCAUUUUUUUUUAAUGCCUUUGUUCUGUCCGCAUGUAAAGUAACAAGUGUUUGAGUGUGUGUGUGCGUGUGCGUGCGUGUGUGUGUGUGCGUGCGUGUGUGUGUGUGCGUGUGUGUGUGUGCAUGUGCGUGUGUGUGUGUGUGUGUGUGCGUGUGCUGUCAGUAACUGUGUCUGUGUUCAUGCCAUCGUUGAGGAGGUUUUUACAUAUUUCAACAAACCCUGAACUUUUCUUUUGAGCUUUUGUGUCGGAAAAUGAAAUAAUAAAAAAAAAGAGAAGUUUUUAUUUUCUGCUGCUGCUGCUGCUGCUGUCCCGUCGUGCAAACUCUACCCGGCAACAGCGUUCUUAUCAUCCGACUUUCUGGAAUGCGACCCAUUUGUGCUCCUGCAGUCGCUGCAGCCGGACAAACGGACAAACGUAGACUUGAGUCCCUGAGGACACGUCGAUUGCAGCGCUCUGUUGAACUUGUGAGCAGUUUAAAACCUGAGAAACCUGCUGGUUAGUUUUUACCACUACACGUUUAAAUCAGUGGACUGUUUUCAUUUUGUUCCAUUUUCUCUUCAAAAUAUACUUCUGUGAAUGUUUUUGCUUCAUAUAAUUCAAGAAGACACCUCCGCCCUUAAUACAGCUCCACUGCUCUUCCCUGUUUUGGCAAUGAUUUUUUAUUUUUUUGUUGUUUUUGUUUUAUCGAUCAUAAAAAAGGACCUGUUUGGAAUUAUGCAAGACACUUAGAAAGGAGAAGGAAACCAGAAUGUACUGUAAAAUACUUUUUUCCUUUACUUAAAUGUCAAAAGAUUUGAAAAAAAGUUAAAAAACAACAACAAGAAAACAUCAGUUAUUGUUUUGUCAUUGUUUGCCUUCCAAUGCCAUGUGAUCUAACAUUCUCUCAAUCUUUUUUUGUACCUCUUUUUUUGACACGAUCAUAUUUGUUUGGGCUUCUUUUUGUUUUAUAUUUGUUUUUUGGUCAAGGAGCUCUAGGUACAUGUAACUUAUGUCAUUUAUUUAUGUCCUUUUAUAUCUAGUUUGUAAAAUAAUAGCCUAAAGUGAAGAAAAAUAAAGGGGGUGCCAAGUGCAUUCUUAUUAAAGUAGAAACCAUA
Messenger RNA from Solea solea (common sole), 5641 nucleotides. It is a transcript of the gene epha4l, whose product is annotated as eph receptor A4, like. Lineage: Eukaryota; Metazoa; Chordata; Actinopteri; Pleuronectiformes; Soleidae. Gene Ontology annotation, molecular function: protein binding; ATP binding; transmembrane-ephrin receptor activity. The transcript has 18 exons. Bases 229 to 3198 code for a protein of 989 amino acids. Gene Ontology annotation, biological process: negative regulation of axon extension; cell surface receptor protein tyrosine kinase signaling pathway; axon guidance. The record is from RefSeq and is a predicted model, not a curated record. Gene Ontology annotation, cellular component: plasma membrane; neuron projection.